Molecule: messenger RNA, 3534 nt
Organism: Pyricularia pennisetigena
Lineage: Eukaryota; Fungi; Ascomycota; Sordariomycetes; Magnaporthales; Pyriculariaceae
Exons: 6
Coding region: 16-3534 (1172 amino acids)
Biological process (GO): transmembrane transport
Molecular function (GO): transmembrane transporter activity
Source: RefSeq, a predicted model, not a curated record
UUCACCACCAGCUUGAUGCCAGCCGAAAUGAGGUCCAGCGGCGCCGCUGCGGAGGAAGAGCUCCAGAGGCAGCGGUCCAUCGAGCAAGCCAUCGCAGAGGGCCACGACGCCGACAUGCCCUCGAACACUGGCUUUGUCGUGGACGAGAAGGCCAACCAGCCGCGCAAGCAAUCGCGGACGAGCCCCUACGACCAUCCUCCUGCAAAGUCCGCGGCCGACAUCCCGGGUCACAAGCCUGAGGUUGACCCCGAAAGCGCCGUCGACGUCACUGGGACCGAAAGCGAUGGCAAAAUUUCACGAGUUGCAAAUUCCUCCGAGGUCGACCCCAACGUCGUUUGGUGGGAUAGUGACGAUGAUCCCGAGAAUCCUUACAACUGGCCGGGAUGGAAAAAAUGGCUCAACUGUGGAUUCAUUAGCUUUUUGACCCUUUUGACGCCUUUGGCCUCGUCCAUGUUUGCGCCUGGUGUGCCUGAGCUGUUGCAGGAGUUCAAAAUCACCAACACCGAAUUAGGAAGUUUUGUUGUAUCGAUAUACGUUCUCGGGUAUGCGUUUGGGCCUCUAGUCAUCGCGCCUUUGAGCGAGAUCUAUGGCCGCAGCAUUGUGUACCACGUAUGCAACGUUGGCUUUGUCGCCUUCGUGAUUGCAUGUGCUGUGGCGCCAACAAUAGAGAGCCUGAUCGCCUUCAGGUUUAUUUCUGGUCUUUUCGGCUCCUGUCCCAUCACCAAUGGAGGAGGCAGCAUUGCAGACAUGAUUCCGCAGGAGAAGAGAGGAUUAGCCCUCUCCGUAUUCACAUUGGGCCCACUUCUUGGUCCCGUCAUCGGACCUGUGGCUGGCGGCUUUCUGUCGGCUGCUAAGGGGUGGCGCUGGAACUUUUGGGUUAUUGCCAUUGCCGCAGGUUUCACAACCAUUUGCAUGAUGCUUUUCCUGAACGAAACCUACGCCCGUGUCAUUCUGGAUCGUAAGGUUGCAAAACUCCGCAAGGAGACGGGCAAUGAGCUGCUGCGAAGCAAGCUAGAUGCCGGCCUGAGUGCCAAGGAUUACUUCGCCCGAAGUAUAGUGCGUCCUCUCAAGAUGUUGCUCUUCUCGCCGAUUACUCAAAUCUUUGCUAUCUACGUGGCCAUUGUGUACGGAUACCUGUACCUCCUAUUCACCACCAUCACGUCGGUCUUUAUUCAAACGUACGGCUUCACUCCGUCUACCGCGGGUCUUUCGUUCCUGGGACUCGGCAUUGGCUCCCUGGUUGCACAGAUCGUAUUCACAUGGACCUCGGAUGCGUAUGUGCAAAGGCGUGCUGAGCGUGAAGGCAAUGGAAUGAAGCCUGAGUACCGGCUCCUCUGGCUUCCCUUUGGCGCAGCAGUCUUGCCCAUAGGAUUCUUCAUCUACGGCUGGACUGUUGAAUACAAAGUCCAUUGGAUAGCUCCGAUCUUGGGAAUGGGCGUCGUCGGCGUGGCAACCAUCCUCUUGUUUAUGUCUAUGACGAUGUAUCUGAUUGACUCAUUCACCAUGUACGCCGCGAGUGCUCUGGCUGCCAACACACUCAUAAGGUCCAUCGCAGGUGCUGUACUACCAUUGGCCGCACCGAAGAUGUAUGCAAAACUGGGGUUGGGAUGGGGAAACUCACUACUUGCAUUCAUUGCACUGGCAAUGGUGCCCGUACCCUUUGUCUUCCAACGUUACGGCGAGUAUCUGAGGACCAGGUUCAAGGUCAACCUCGAAUAUGAUCUCGACGACAUGUCGCCACGCGCAGAACCUGUAACAACGCCGUUACGUGACCAAAACCCCACACCGCAUGCCGAUAACCUCAUCUCGAGCCCGCCUCCUCCCGACACGCCGCCAAAGGACAGCAAAACCCAAGUCGUGUUCAACGGCCCGCCGCCGCCGAUAUUCUCCGCACGGCCGAGGAACUCACAGACCGCCGACGCGCAGUCGGCCGCCGCAGCCGCAACCUCGGCGCUAUAUGGACUGGGUAGCGCCUUGUUCAGCCGCCGCGGCUCCGGCGCCGGCUCCGUCUCGUCCAAGACGCACGACAACACCCCGCGGCUCGAGCAGGAUACGGUGUGGCAGAGCUUCCAGCGGCGCGAGCGGGCGCUUCAGCGCGACGCACAGCGCCUGCUCGACCUCCAGGCCAGUGGGCUGUCGGCCGGCCUCGGCCACGCGUCGAGCAGCGACCACGGCACCCACCCGCGCAGCAGCGGCAGCAGUUCGCCGGCCGCCAGCCGGGGCCGCGGCGGCACCGCCUCGCAGUCCCGGCUCAGUAUUCUCGACCCGCCGACGCAGGCAGACGACCACGGGCAGGUGGUGCCGGUGCGGCAGCCGCGCAGCAAGCCCGUCGGUCUGCGCGGGGCGCGUGCCGGCCUCGGCCGCACCCUGACGCUGCUCGCCGACCUGCGGGCCGAGGAGGACGCGUGCCUGGCGUCGGCGCUGGGGCAGCGCAAGAGCGCACUCGUCAAGGUGCGCAAGAUGAACACGAGGAGGGAGGGCCUGCUGGACGAGCUCAGGGCGCUCGAGUCGGACGAGGAGGAGCCGCUGGCCCGGGAGUUGAGGGACCUGCAGGACGAGCACGGCGCUGUAUGCCGGCAGAUAGAGGAUCUCGAGGAGAAGUUGGCUCUCUUGAAGAGCAGACAGCGGCGCAUGGAGGACGACAUGUCGACGCUGGUGAACCGGCGCGAGGCUGGGCUCAGUGGCUACCGUGGGGCUCUCAAGGAGGUGGAUGCCAAACUGGCCGAUGUGCUGUCGCGACCGCCCGUGAAACCUCUGGACGUCUCGGUAUUCAAGGAAUCCGCUCGCGGGGUGUCACCCUGCGGGUUGGAGUUUCUGAGCCUGAACCCCGAAAGGAGAACGGCGAGCAUGGCUAUGGAAUGGUGGGACAAGGAAGUACUGAUCCUGGAACGACGGAAGAAAGCGGUCGACAAGGAGCGGGUUGCUCUAGAGGAAGGGGCCGAGGUUUGGGCGGCAGUGACCAAGCUGAUUACCGCCUUCGAGUCCGAGUUGCGCGGCAGCAUCACGGCCGGGGAGGACGGUUCCGACGAGACGUCCCAGGAGGAUAAGUUGCGGAUGCAACUGGUCAAGAUGGAGACCGUUAUCAACGGCCUGGAAGACCAUUUGCAGCACGUAGAGCAGGAGGGGUGGAACCUACUAAUCUGCGCCAUAGGAGCAGAGCUCGAGGCCUUUAGGGAAGCGUAUUUGGUUUUGCGAAGCGCGAUGGCCGACCUCGGCAUCGAGGUGGAUGAUGAUGCUACACCCCGCCUUGCACGGUCGACUACGGAUCCCAAGGCCGCAGAGGCGGAGGGCAGCUUCAACGACAAAGGAAAGCAAAAGGAGCCAGACGACCGUGGCUCAUUGUUGGACCUGAGAGCCCAAGAUGCGGAAGAAGAUGACAACGCAGUGCCGCAUGAUCUUUUGGUGGACAGCCACCACGAUGACGAGAGAAAAGAGAUACAACGCCCCUCUAGGAGAGAAGCCAGUCCCAGUCUGCAUGGAGAGGAGAGCGAUAACGAGAUACCCCCUGAGUUCCUCAGAGAGCAUCAGGAUUAG